Fukomys damarensis (Damara mole-rat) is the source of this 2915-nucleotide messenger RNA. RefSeq names its product regulator of G protein signaling 4 (gene Rgs4). NCBI's taxonomy places the organism in Eukaryota, Metazoa, Chordata, Mammalia, Rodentia, Bathyergidae. The record is from RefSeq and is a predicted model, not a curated record. Bases 129 to 746 code for a protein of 205 amino acids. The transcript has 5 exons.
GAGGAAGACGCUCAGAGGAUUCUGACAGUAUCUUUGUUGAAAAAAAGGCAACGUGCUCUUAAAAUAGAAAACACAGCUCCUUCGGCUGCAUUUCUCUCCUACCUGCGAAUUUCACACAGUUCAACAAAAUGUGCAAAGGACUCGCAGGUCUGCCGGCUUCCUGCCUGAAGAGUGCAAAAGAUAUGAAACAUCGACUAGGUUUUCUACUGCAGAAAUCUGAUUCCUGUGAACAUAAUUCUUCCCAUAGCAAGAAGGACAAAGCGGUUAUUUGCCAGAGAGUAAGCCAAGAGGAAAUCAAGAAGUGGGCUGAAUCAUUGGAAAACCUGAUUAGCCAUGAAUGUGGGCUGGCAGCUUUUAAAGCUUUCUUAAAAUCUGAAUACAGCGAGGAGAAUAUUGACUUCUGGAUCAGUUGUGAAGAAUACAAGAAAAUCAAGUCACCCUCUAAACUAAGUCCCAAAGCCAAAAAGAUAUAUAAUGAAUUCAUCUCAGUCCAAGCAACUAAGGAGGUGAACCUAGAUUCUUGCACCAGGGAGGAGACAAGCCGGAAUAUUCUGGAGCCUACAAUUACCUGCUUUGAUGAGGCCCAAAAGAAGAUUUUCCACCUGAUGGAAAAGGAUUCUUACCGUCGCUUCCUCAAGUCUCGAUUCUACCUUGAUUUGGCCAUUCCUUCCAGCUGUGGGGCAGAGAAGCAGAAAAGAGCAAAGCGUGCAGCAGAUUGUAUAUCCCCGCUUCCCCAGUGUGCUUAAGUCUUUCCUGGAGGCAGAGUGCCAAAAUGCCAAGACUCUAUGCUCUGGAAAAUCUGAGGCCAAAUACUGAUCGGUAUUAUGCACAGUGCUUUAUCCACAUUGUAGCCUAGUGUUCAUGCUGCCUGCCAUGUGGGAACCACUUCUAUGUAAAAGCUAAAUUUAAUCAUGGGGUUUGGAUGUUCAGCAGGGUGGGACCUCAUUCCAGUCCAGUUUCUCCAAGUGUCUUUAGGCUGUCAUGGGAGCAAGCAUCCAGAUAAUGGCCUUGCCUGUCGGUCUGUAUUAUCAAAGAUUGUUGGCAGUGCCCUCCUCCCAGCCACAUGAUCUCAGGUUGGCUGGUUGGUACACUUCUUGUGACAUCCACAUGAACAUGUUUUCUGUCAUCCGUAACUUCCUCCAGAUUCCCUGUGCUUAGGUGAGGUUGAUCUGUUAUAUACAAGUGUGUGCAUGUGUGUAUAUUAAAUAUAUAUGUACAUGUACAUUCUGUAUAUAUUUAUGUGUUUAUGUAUUCAGAUCUCUGUGUAUUCUGCAAGAGUUGAUGGAAAAGAUCCCAGGUGCUCAAAUUAUACUGUGUAUGCAGGUUCUGAUCUUUGAACUGCCUUUGAAUAGAGGAAGGUGAGCUAAUUGUCAUGCAGACUGAGAGAAGAAUGCUAACUGUGGAAAGUUAGUUCUGAAAAAUCCUUGUGUGUUUCUGCAGAUUAAUCCAGGGGACUUCGUGUUUAAUUUACCACAGAUGGUCGCCACCUUGAGCACGAGUCUAAGGAGCAGAUACCAUAGAGCAUUAUAUAUCCUGCUAGCACAGAGCUGUGUUGCACCAGUAAUCACUAAUGGCACUUUUGAAUCCUGAGCUGAUGGCUGUCCUUUCUUUGCCUGGGUGCUCAGGCCAUGCUUAUUGGUGACUGGGUUGGUCUGCAGCUUGGAGAUAGGAUUCUUGAGCUGCAUGAGGAAAUGUAAGCAAAGUCUUGCUAGCUAAGCCCUACCAUAAGUUACAUGCUAAGUGAGGGCAAAGAAUUUAAAGGUUAUUAUUUUUAUCCUCUGUCCUUUUUCCCUCAAUUGAUCAAGGUGCUCUCUUUCCCCUCCUGAGAAACUUAGCCAUCAGAUGAGCCUCCUUAGUUCAUUGUGGCUGGUUGUUUCACCCCAUUACAGUUCUAGGCUAAGGCCCUACAUUUAUAAGCCUAAAGCAGGAAAAGGGUUAUAUUUCUCACAAAUUGAAAAGCCCUCCUAAGUUUUCUCCUAAGUCAAAAUCAUGUUUAUUCUAUCCAAAACAUCAGAAAUAGCAGAGAAUACAUCUAUUUCUUCCUAGGCUCUGAGAUUAAAGAGAAGAAAGGAAAGGAACACGAAAAGAAAAAAAAGGAUAAUAAUGGUUAGAACUACUGUUUGAAACUUUUCAAGGCACAUAAAAUACUUGAAAAUUUCUUGUUUAUGUUAUUUAUGAUGUUUUUACAAUGUUUUUAAAAUUAUAGUAUUGUUUUAUAAGUGAAAGUACAGGAUCUUACCUGAAUUACUAAUGAUGCCUAGGAAGUAAUUUUCUUCUCAUUCUUUUAAAACUAUCUCCUUUCUAAGUGUGGACACACCUGCACACCUCUCCCACACACACAUUGCAUCCAUUGCUCCAAUUUAAUUUACAUGUGUUGCACCUUUGUGGCUUUUAAGCCAAGUACUGGGCUGUAAAAUGAAGACUCUAUGGUGUGUGUAUACAAAUCCCAUUGUGUAAAAAUGUAGGUUUUCUAAGCCUUCUUAUCUUUCUGGAAGUUUUGCUCUUAGUGUCCCAGAGUUCCUUGUCAGUGUCCAUUUUUUCUAUAUACAGUUCCACAUCCUGUCUGUAGCCAACUCCAGGACCCAAAUGUAUAACUUCUUGGUCUUGCCCUAUGAAAAUACAUUUUGACGUUCAGAUUGUACCUGUACUCAGAGACCGCUGUCUCAUAAAUAGGUCUGGAAGGCCUUUCUGAAUGAGAAGUAAAUUAUUUUAUGAAAUACAAUUUUUGAGUGUGUUUUUCAAUGGUAUUUUCUUGUGACUUCAUCACCAUUUGAUAUGGUGAGUUUGCCUGUCCAUGGUCUGUGGACAGAAUAGCCCCUCGAUAUGCAUGCUUCUAUCAUCUGCUUUGUAGGCCUCAAAGAUAAUGCUGCCAGUGAACACACCUAUCUUAAUCAUGAGCAUUAAUAAAUGCUUCA